AUGGGACAGUCCUCUUCUACACAGAGAGACCAACGCCACACAUUUGCCUCAAACCACUCAACAUAUCCGCGAAGCGAUCGUAACCGGCGCAACAUCAAUGAAGACAUGAAUCACAGAUUAAAUCCCGAACAAGCUGAUAAUGCGGCUCCUUCCUCAGGACUAAGUGACGUUCACAACAACCAGAACUUUCAGUCGAGUCAACUGGAUCCGACCUUGGAGUCAUGGCAGCCAUCGAGUCCUUUGGCUACGGCGCAGCCUAAUUAUACACAACCGAUGGAGAGUAUUCAUGAAGAAGAUGGCUCUCAGUACGAGUCGGGUGAGCGGGAGUACCGUUCUGCGGUUUUCGCCCGUAUGGCAGCUCGACGUCAGUCCACCAUGUCCAGGUUGGGGUCUAGAAUUUUGCCAAACUCGGUCAUUCGUGGUCUUCUCAAUAGCGAGGAGGAAACGCCUGCAGAAGGUCAUGCGCACCGACACGGUAUCCCAUUUGUAUCAAGACCAAUUCCGAGAUCAGAGGUUGCUCAUAGCAGUAGUCGCUUUAGCCCAUUCAGCUCGCUCAGCUCAAGAGGUAUCAGACGGCGAUCGCUUCGGGGACCGUAUUUUAUCCCUCGCAGUGACCCAUCGUUGGUCUCGGAGGGAACGACUAGCUCUGCAUACCUGGAUUCUUCGUCGGAGCAGACAGCACAACCCGCAAGAGCAUCAUGGCGUCGGAGUGUUCGCUUAAGCCGUGUCCGCAAUUCUUUGUCGGGCCCAAUCACCCACAUAUUCGGCCAGCCAUCUGGGAGCCCCUCGGGCGCAGACUACGGACUUGCGCAUCAGCCAGAAGCGGGGGAAGGCUUUAGCGACGACUCCGAGCUUCGUCUUCCUCCUCUGAGAGCGAUGGAUACCAGUAUGGAUUUCGACGAAACUCAUGAACUUGAUUCUGUGGAACCCGCAGUAGGAGGCAGUCGACCAACCUCACCGCUCUUUUCCCAAUCCGCCCAAGGCUCGCCGGCGUCGCGCCGGCUUCCAGGACUACUCCGUGCGAGACCGUCCAGAGUCUUGCGCCGCGAGGAACAGACCCCUCUAUCUCGUGUCCUUCAACUAGCCGCUGCUGCAAUUGCUGCACAGCUUUCCGGAGCAUCCGGCCCAGUCCUGCCCAACAUCCAGUCUCUUGGUAAUGAUGGCUUAGAUGGCUCACUGGAAAAUUUUGUACAGAGUCUACAACAUGCCACAUCCGCACAGUCUGCCCCGAAUGAUGCGGCAACUACCCCGGCUGAUAACGAGCCUCCAGCCCCUGUGAACUUCUUGCGGGUGUUUAGAUUCGCCAAUUCAGAUAACGCUCGGCCUCCUGCUUCUUCAAGUCGGUCGACUGGUGAACCGGACAGUGUCGGUAGCAACGAAGGUGGCAUGGACGUUGAUAACUCCCCUGGAUCCUCUGGAGAGCCUGAAGGACGCACUGUAACCUUGGUCGUUGUGGGUGUUCGGUCUGUGCCAUCUGGUGGCGCUUCAUUUGGCGAUCAGCAGUCGAAUGCCGGGCCAGGUUUAGAUGCGUUGCUACGAUUACCGUUUUUGACUCCCGGGGCCCCAUCUCGAGGUUCAGAUACUGGUCUCGGCCUGCCUCGCGCCGAGAAUCGACCUAGGGUUCCGUCUACUCGCCAACCGAUCGCCGCUCCCACCAACUCGGUGAAUAAUGAGUCUGGGCUUCGGGCUCCAUCUCGAAGAUUCUCUGACGUGGGGAGUCGUGUUCCGUUCUCGUCUUCACUCCCCUCGGCUCUGUCAGAAAGCCCACCGGGUCCUCAUCCACCCCCGUCAACACCGGCAGAGCCAGGCCUGUCCGCGGUAUCUUCAGGUGCCUCAACACCGAGCCGGAGGUUGUCUUCGUCCUCCGCGAUACCGUCUAACCAUUUACCUCAUGUCAAUGAGCAUGCGCCUAUGCAACCGUCUGGGGAACCAUCCGAGGACAGAGUCCCAUUCCAACCCUUGCAUCAACGACGCCGCAGCGACUCCGAGUAUGCUCGUCAUCGUGAGCUCGGCUCUGGCGCCGUGCGCCGAAAUGGUGUCGUGGAACCUGACACACCCGCCCCCCCUGCGGGUAGAAGCUGGUUGAUCUACGUUGUAGGCACUAAUCUGUCCGAGAAUCAUCCUGCGUUCGCAACACCGAGCCUUUUUACGGAUAACCCCACUUACGAAGAUAUGAUCCUACUUUCGUCCCUCCUUGGACCCGCGAAGCCGCCUGUUGCCACGCAGGACGAUAUUAACUCCGCUGGGGGACUCUAUCGACUCGUCGAGUACGCUGGCACGCUCGUUGCAGAGGCUCUGGAUGGUGCUGGCGCUAUUCAGAUUCCAGAUGGCGAUCGCUGCUUGAUUUGUCUCAGCGACUACGAAGUGGCGGAAGAGGUCAGACAGUUGACAAAAUGCAAACAUGUCUACCAUCGUGAUUGCAUAGACCAGUGGUUGACUACAGGCCGAAAUUCUUGUCCUCUUUGCAGAGGCGAAGGCGUCGCCGAGAUGUCGAGCGAUACUCCGCCAGUUCCUGGCCCGCAGGACACGACCGCUGCUUAA
Aspergillus clavatus NRRL 1 is the source of this 2541-nucleotide messenger RNA. RefSeq names its product RING finger protein. The coding region runs from base 1 to 2541 and encodes 846 amino acids. The transcript has 3 exons. Gene Ontology annotation, biological process: protein ubiquitination. Lineage: Eukaryota; Fungi; Ascomycota; Eurotiomycetes; Eurotiales; Aspergillaceae. The record is from RefSeq and is a predicted model, not a curated record. Gene Ontology annotation, molecular function: ubiquitin protein ligase activity.